UCUGACCACAGGGAGUGGAGAUCCGUGUGACCGGCUUUAACCAGGAAAGGGAAACCCCGUCCUCUGCACCCCCAAGGCCCGGGAGGAGAUCCAUGCUGUCCGUGGUGCUGAACCGCGCGACCCUUCAACCGGUGACGUAAAGCUUGAUCCAAAAACACCAACAAAAUAAAAUAUAAAGAACAUUUUUUUCUUUUUUUAUAUGGAUUUGAAGCAAGUUGAGAGGAAAGAAGAGAGGACGCUGGGAGCUCGGUGAUGGCUGGACUCCCCCCUGCCCUCGGCGUCACUCCGGCGGUGUGAGUACUGCGGAGCCUCCGUACACGAGGAGCGAGUCUUUCCACCAGAGAGGUGAAUGUUGACGACACCAUUGAAAUGUUACCCAAAUCAAGAAGAGCUCUGACCAUUCAAGAGAUUGCUGCGUUAGCGCGAUCCUCCCUGCAUGGUAUUUCCCAGGUAGUGAAGGACCAUGUGACGAAGCCUACAGCCAUGGCUCAGGGCAGAGUGGCCCACCUGAUCGAGUGGAAAGGCUGGUGUAAGCCCAUAGACACCCCCGCCCCGGAGACCGAUUUAAACUCCUACUCGGACCUCACCGAGGGAGAGCAGGAGGCGCGCUUCGCUGCCGGUGUAGCCGAGCAGUUUGCCAUAGCGGAGGCGAAGCUGAGGGCCUGGUCCUCUGUGGACGGAGACGAGUCCAACGACGACUCGUACGAUGAGGACUUCCUGCCUCACAACGAGCCCAGCACACAGAGCACAGAUCUGUCAUCGUAUCCGCCCUACUUGAAGGACCUGAUCCACAGCCAGCUUUGCCAACACCUGGGCCUGCGGGGGCCCUGCUGCGAGGCCGGAGGAGGCGGGGGAGUUGGAGGAGGAGGAGGAGGAGGAGGAGGAGGAGGAGGAGGAGGAGGCGGUGGUGGUAGCGGAGAGCCCUCCCCCACCGUGGGCUCCCCGGACACCCUGUGCUCCAGCCUCUGCAGCCUGGAUGACCAGCACCCUCUGCUGCGAGACCUGGGCGGCCCCCGGGGGACCUACAGCAGCGCCGCCGAGCUCGCCGCCAAGAUCCUGUCGGCGCUGCAGGGGGGGGAGGAGCUGCUGCUGGCCCGCCUCCAGAGGGCGGGGCAGUGCGGAGGAGGAGGAGGAGGAGGAGGUGGGCGGGGCAUCAGGCCAUGCGGGGGUCAGGACUCUCCGUGCUACUCCAUGUCUUACUCCGAGACGUACCUGUCCCCCGGGGAGGACGACGACUCCCCCUGCAAGGACUUCGAGAGCACCGAGUGCCAUGUGCAGGGCAACGGGGAGGAGUUCCCCCCCGACUACGUCCCGCGCAGGAGGGUGUCCGACGUGGCGUCCUCCGGGGUGGUGUCUCUGGACGAGGAGGACGAGUUGGAGGAGGAGAGGCCAGGAGAAAACCAGUGACUCCCCCCCCCCUUCCCUCAGAGUUUAACCCCUCCUCAGAAGACUUUCUUUUGUUGCUCCCCUUCUCCUUUAUAGUCUGGUUGCCAGCAGAGUGACCCCAGAGAUGAUGAAGACCCCAACAUCUAGAAAUGUAUAGUAGGGGUCUCCAGCUCAUAUCUGCCGGAUGCUACCUCACAUAUGUUGGCUAAUUAGCAUAAGUUGCAUUAAUUAGCAUAUUCAGAAUAUAGUCGCACAAUAUUUGGGCUGAUUUUGACACUUUUUGAGUGUUUCUGGAAGUUAUUGAGGAUGCAGAAUCCAUUUCUGACAUUUUCAUCAUCAAAAGUAUCAUUUUUAACCAGAAAGAGACCAUAUGUCUACCUGAGUUUGAUGAAUUCUGGGUCCAUUUUAAAGUUUUAGGGUCAAUUUUUGAUCCUUAGCUAUUGUCUGCAGAUGCUAAUUAAUACAACGUAUGCUAAUAGUUCAAAUUGCGCAACAUAUGCAAGUGAGCAUCCGACCCGUACAACACAUUUCUAUCAUAAACACUCAGGGGCACUCAACAGUUCCUGGUUCACAACAGGACUUUGUGAGCUGGCAGUUAGACUACUAUGGCGUCUGAGAAGUUUGAACCGCCUCGCAUGCUGUCCCCCCCCCCACCCCCCUCUUCUCUGACUGAAGCAUCCGUCUUUGCCUUACUUGCAGCAUUUCAACUCCUCCUCCUCCUCUUCCUCCUCGCUUUGUCCCCGUUCGAUGUACCGACUCUCUUUUCUUUUCAAGGCGUCCAAACAAUCUUUUGUAUCGGUGUGUGAGAUCAGGAGGAGUGCUGGACUUCCAGAGACGUCCUCCUCGUGGCUCUGACUCAGUUUCCCGUCCCUUCCUGUGAAGAAGCGACUCUUUUAAAAAAAAGAAAACGGACGCCGCCAUCGGGCCGACAGAAUGCCAGAGUCCCAAACAGAAACUCUGACUUAUAUCUGCAUGUGUUUUGCAAGUGCUAAAACCGAUGGGCUGACCUGGUCUUGAGCCCGGUUUGCAGUCUGUUCUGUAUUACCCCCACCUCCUCUCUCCCUUUUCUCCCCAACGUAUCCCUCUGGACGGGAGCGUUGAACCUGCAUCCCGGGAUUACCUCCCUCUCCUCCCCCUUUUCUCCUUUGCAAGAGUCAAAAUAGCAUCCUUUUGGGCAUGGCUUGCUAAGUAUGCCAAACUAUUUAACCCUGUCACCACCAAUUAUGAGCAAAUGCUGGAAUGUCUACAGGUGACAGGGCAUAGUAUGUAUUUUAAAAUAACAAAAGUUUAAAAAAGAAAAAGAUUUGUCACACAGAUGAUAUAACAGAAAUGAUAUGCUUUUAUCGUACUAGUUUUCUAUCACUCAGACAUGUUGUUGUUGGCGUCGGGACGUCGCCAUCGUGGUCGACGGUAGAUACGUUCGAGGUUUCACGUGGAUUCCUUGCAGAGGAGUUGCGUGAACAAAAAAAACGACAAACCCCGACUGAUUGUUCCCGAAGGUGUUUGGCAGGAGGUGGACGAGAGGCGAAGGAGAUUUUUCUAUAUUUUUGUAUGCGUUGUCUUGCUUUGAUCUCUUUGCCUCCGCGGCGUGCCGGUGUAUGUGGUUUUUUUGCACGAAGCUAAUGUGGCCGUAGAUUUCUCCUUUUCUUCGUUAUCACUGUGUGAUAUAGUUUACCGGGAAAAAAAAACAAACAAAUGUGAAAAACAAUUUUCAUUUUCAAAAGAGGAUACUGUGAUACUGCAUUAUAUAUCUCAAAAUGUCUUUUCCGCUCUUCACCUCGGAAGCUUUGCCUUUCUUUACUUUCCGACAUGAUUUGUGACACAUCCAUCUCCGGUGAUAAGAGGAGCCCUGUUUCCCAGAGGGACUGUCAUUCAUACAACUCAGGAAAUCCCAUCGGACCAGAGCGUCGAUGCAUCCCACCCGCUCAUAUAACAUCUCUCAUCUUUCAAGUGUGUGUGUGUGUGUGUGCAUUUUUUUGUAGAAAACGCUUGGUAUUUUCUACAAACAAUUUAAGCACAGAUUCAUUCCCCAAAUCCUUCUUUGAUGUUGAUCGACUGUUUCGAAAAAAAGCAUCAACCUGCGACGUUUUGUGCAAAUGUGUGUGUGUGUGUGUGUGUGUGUGUGUGUGUGUGUGUGUGUGUAUUGUAAGAUGUCAGCGAGCCACAGAAGCUUGCACAUCCACUCAUAAAAACCCCUCCAAUGCAGCGAUUCCCUUUAAAGCGUGAGCUCUCGUUGGAGGGUUUAACAAGGUUUAAAACGAAGCAAAUCUGGACUUUAUUUUGAAAAUAAAGACGGGAUGACAUCGGUGGAAAUCUGAGGAGGUCAACUGGGAGAAAGACAGCGACAACUCGGGGAAACCAUUGAUACCAUAGCUGUGCCUUUCAUUCGUCACCUCUGACCUCCACAUCUCGGUCACUCCAGUUCUGUUUUCAGAGGCACUGUUGCUCCUCCGGUGGGUGCGUUCUCCCCCCUCUCCCGCUGAAGCUGGAGGUUACAGUGGCCCCCCAUGUUUGCGUCACUUUGUCCUUUCGCUUGACAUUAAACGCCGGGCGCUGCUGCCGGCGAGGGGAGGUUGUGCUUUUCGUCCUGGCAGUUGUGAUGAGAGCGAACCAUUGUUCUUCCCCCUCCUUUAUUUAUCAGUUUGCUCUGUCCACCACAGUGCAUUCGCUCUCUCUAAAUGUCCUCCACCCUCUCCUCCAGCAGUGUGUGUGUGUGUGUGUGAGAGAGAGGACGGGCACCUUGGUGUGUGUUCGUCCACACAGCUGUCUCUCACGUUGACAUACGUGCUACUUUAUUGGGCUGCAAAUUUCUUUUGAUACGUUUGUAUUAAUUGACUUAGUUUGUCCACGCAUGUAUAAGAAAGGACAUUUCAUACAUCACUCACACACACACACACACACACACACACACACACACACUCACACUCACACACACACACACACACACACACACACACAGCCUGAUGAAUGUCUCUCCUCUCCAUCCUCCUGUCUCCGUCCUGUCAUUUUCCUUCCCCCUCAUUCUCCUCUUUGUCUCUGUCCUUUUCUCUCUCUCUCUCUCUCCCUCUCUCUCUCUGUCUCUCCCACCUCAAUCCCUCUCCACAGGGGGGCUCAUUACAUAACUAAGAGGACAUCAGAGUGCUACCUUUGUCGACAGGCAAUUAGCCCUCGAUUAUAAAACCGCCUGACGAACAGGAGAUGUCUAUCUCCUGUCUGUCUUUUUAUUUCACCCUUGAGUCUCUUUCCCCUUCACUCCUCCUCCUCCUCCUCCUCCUCCUCCUCCUCCUCCUCCUCCUCCUCCUCCAUCUUUUGUUAGUUGUCCCAGAAAACUCCAAUUAAGGGAAGAGUUUCUCGGUCUUGUUUUUUUCGGAGCUGAUUAAUAUUUGGUAGCCCGAUAACAGAGGAACAAGCAGCUGUCCUUGUGGGAGACAGAUGUCUUUAGAGUGUUUCUUUGUGUGUGUGUGUGUGUGUGUGUGUGUGUGUGUGUGUGUGUGUGUGUGUGUGUGUGUGUGUGUGUGUGUGUGUGUGUGUGUGUGUGUGUGUGUGUGUGUGUGUGUGUGUGUGUGUGUGUGUGUGUGUGUGUGUGUGUGUGUGUGUGUCCCUGGGCAGUGAAGUUUUGUGCUUCAGGCAGGCGAUGACAUUGGAUUCUUAUCAGAGAGAAGUGCUCCAGAUUCUGUGUGUGAUGGUGGAGGGAGAACCCGGCGCUAUAAAAAGCUACCGACGCAUCUGUUGGACAGCGUCGAGGCAGGAGGACGUACGAAUACCCAGCGGCUGGUGGUGCCCCUGUUACCAUAUAGCCUAUUUACCAUCUGAGAACACAGCUCCGGGACCGUGACGCCUCUCCACCGGCCCCCAGCGGUGAACAUUAAAAACCUGUGAACAAAACUGAGACUGUGAAAACUGCUGUAGGACCUGCGUGUAAUCUUCACAGAGAGACACGUUUAACCCAUAUUAGCCUCCGAUGUUUUAAUUAAAACGACCCACAAUCCUCUGGGGCAGUUGUGGUGCACCAUAGAGGUAGGAUGGGAGUAGAACGGACUCUUCUUCUGAAAUCAACACAGCAGGAUGGACAAAGCAGGGGACAAUUUGAUGUGUGGCGUGGCCAUUGCAACAUGCUAACUUCUGUAUAAACCGAGUAGUGACAAGUUGCAACCUCUUCAUAUGUAAUAGUAAUGUUACAAAGCAACAAGGGUUGAAUAAAUAAGUAAAAGAUGCUUAUAUCCUGCAGCUACACAGCGUAGGAAAGCACAGUGCUAAAACAACAUAAGUAAAACCCUUUCCCGCCUCUUUUCUGUAACCUGAUUGGCAUUGAAAAAUAGUUGACUUAACAAGCUAGCUACCUAACUAACUAUCGGACAACUAGCUAGUUAGCAAGCUAGCUUUAUAAUUCCUGCUGUUCAUUUGAGCAUGGCAGAAUUAGCAAGCUAACUAUUGUACUGCUGGCUAAUUAGCAAGCUAGCUCUGUUAUUCCUGCUGUUGCAUUUUUGCACCGUCGAAUUAGCAUGACUAGCUAACUACAGCUGGCUAGUUAUCUACUUAGCAAGCUAAUACCGCAUAAUUAUUGUUUCCAGGUUACAGAAAUUGAGCUGAGAAGCGACUGGGUUUAAUGGUCUCUUGGCCUCACUCCAUGCUACCCAGAAGAAGGACAAGCUACCGAGCUAAUAGCCAGCUAGCAUAUCUGGAGCCCCCUGCUGUGUGUUGUUACCAAAACAACUUACACCAAUCCCCACUCUCUUUGAUUUGUUCAAAUGACAAUAAAACAGUUGAAUGUUUGUUCUACUCCUCCUCUAUUUCCAUGUGUACACAAAGUACAACACUCUCUCAC
This is a messenger RNA of Eleginops maclovinus (Patagonian blennie), 6211 nucleotides long. RefSeq names its product family with sequence similarity 131 member Ab (gene fam131ab). The record is from RefSeq and is a predicted model, not a curated record. Lineage: Eukaryota; Metazoa; Chordata; Actinopteri; Perciformes; Eleginopidae. Bases 370 to 1407 code for a protein of 345 amino acids. The transcript has 5 exons.